This is a messenger RNA of Ochotona curzoniae (black-lipped pika), 4082 nucleotides long. RefSeq names its product potassium voltage-gated channel subfamily C member 1 (gene KCNC1). The record is from RefSeq and is a predicted model, not a curated record. Lineage: Eukaryota; Metazoa; Chordata; Mammalia; Lagomorpha; Ochotonidae. The transcript has 4 exons. The coding region runs from base 1209 to 2966 and encodes 585 amino acids. Gene Ontology annotation, biological process: potassium ion transmembrane transport; protein homooligomerization. Gene Ontology annotation, cellular component: neuronal cell body membrane; voltage-gated potassium channel complex; axon. Gene Ontology annotation, molecular function: protein binding; delayed rectifier potassium channel activity.
CGCGCGAGCCGGCGAGCUGAGCAGCAGCCCGGGUGGCAGCAGCGUCGCGGCGGCGGCGGCCGCUCCGCGCCUUUCCCCGCCGGCCUCGCCGGCCUCGCCGCACCGCGCCACGCCGGGCCCCGCCACCCCCGCCUCCAGGGCCCGACCUCCGCAACCCCCUGGGCUCGGCCGGCAGCGCCCACCGCCUGCCCGAAGCCGGGAGAGCGGAGCGCGGGGCGCAGAGGCACCGGAGCCAGUGCCUGCCGGCCCCGCAGAGCAAACCCAGCUGGCAGAACCCCCCCGGCCCGGCCCCGGCAGCUCCGCGACCGUCCGGGAGCUGUCCCUUCAGCACCGCCGCGGAAGCCUGAGUCCGAGCGCAGCCCAGCGGAGCCCAGCUCGAGCCUGAGCGCCCGGAGCGCGGCGCGCAGCGGCCGCCGCACCGAGCAACACCCCGGGCGCCCCUGCCCGGGGGACCCGCCAUCUCCUCCGGGAGGCGGGCAGAAGGAUCGAGGAGGGCGGGCGGGCGCGCCCGCCGCCGGGGGGAGCAGGCAGCCAGGCAAGGAGCGAGGGAGGGGGCCGGAGCCCGCCCUGCACCCCGAGCUGCAGCCCAGCCACGCCGGGAGGAAGGCAGCCGGCAUCCAUCUCCCCCCCGCGCGCCGAGGACGCGCUGCGGCGACCACCGCACAGCCGAGCGCGCAGCUCUCGGCCCCCUCGCCUCCCCUCCCCCCUUCUGGGGGCUGGUCUACCUGCCCGGCCCCAGGAGCAGCCACCUUCCCCUUCCCCGACCCCCGCCCACCCCGUAAGCUUUGUGUGGAGCUCUCCGCUCUCCCGCUGACAUGGGGCUGGAAGCCCGGCCCCCCCACCCGCUUUCCCCUCCUCCCGGGGCUCGCCGCUGAGCGCCGCCCCCCUCCCUCCUUCUCUCCCCUCCUCCCUUUCUCCCUCCCUGCCUCCCUCCCUCUCUCCUCCUCCGCCUCCUCCACAGCCAGACCAGCUCCCUCCCACAUCUGGCGCCUGGAGACCCUAGGGAUCCCGCACGCACUUCCCGGACCCAAGCGCCCCGAGGGGUCCGGGUCGCUCGCUGGGGUGGCCACAGCCGGGAUCCUCUGACUCCCCCGACGGCUAGGGGGAGGGGGGAGGAGGCCGCGCGCCCCCCUCCCCGGCACCGACUCCCCCUGGCGGCCGCUCCCAUGGGUGUCGCUGGGCCGCGCCAUGCCUAAGGGGGCGCCGCGAUGGGCCAAGGGGACGAGAGCGAGCGCAUCGUGAUCAACGUGGGCGGCACGCGCCACCAGACGUACCGCUCGACGCUGCGCACGCUGCCCGGCACGCGGCUCGCCUGGCUGGCGGAGCCCGACGCCCACAGUCACUUCGACUAUGACCCGAGGGCCGACGAAUUCUUCUUCGAUCGCCACCCGGGCGUCUUCGCGCACAUCCUGAACUACUACCGCACGGGCAAGCUGCACUGCCCUGCCGACGUGUGCGGGCCGCUCUACGAGGAGGAGCUGGCCUUCUGGGGCAUCGACGAGACCGACGUGGAGCCCUGCUGCUGGAUGACCUACCGGCAGCACCGCGACGCCGAGGAGGCGCUGGACAGCUUCGGCGGCGCGCCCCUGGACAACAGCGCAGACGACGCGGACGCCGACGGCCCCGGCGACUCGGGCGACGGCGAGGACGAGCUGGAGAUGACCAAGCGCCUGGCGCUCAGCGAUUCUCCGGACGGCCGGCCUGGCGGUUUUUGGCGCCGCUGGCAGCCGCGCAUCUGGGCGCUUUUUGAGGAUCCGUACUCGUCCCGCUACGCGCGGUAUGUGGCCUUUGCUUCUCUGUUCUUCAUCCUGGUCUCCAUCACUACCUUCUGCCUGGAGACGCAUGAGCGCUUCAAUCCCAUCGUGAACAAGACGGAGAUAGAGAAUGUGCGCAAUGGCACGCAGGUGCGCUACUACCGCGAGGCCGAGACCGAGGCCUUCCUCACCUACAUCGAAGGCGUCUGCGUGGUGUGGUUCACCUUCGAGUUCCUCAUGCGCGUCGUGUUCUGUCCUAACAAGGUCGAGUUCAUCAAGAAUUCGCUCAACAUCAUCGACUUCGUGGCCAUUCUGCCCUUCUACCUGGAGGUGGGGCUCUCGGGCCUGAGCUCCAAGGCUGCCAAGGACGUGCUGGGCUUCCUGCGCGUCGUGCGCUUUGUGCGCAUCCUGCGCAUCUUCAAGCUCACGCGCCACUUCGUGGGCCUGCGCGUGCUGGGCCACACGCUGCGCGCCAGCACCAACGAGUUCCUGUUGCUCAUCAUCUUCCUGGCUCUGGGCGUGCUCAUCUUCGCCACCAUGAUCUACUACGCUGAGCGGAUAGGGGCGCAGCCCAACGACCCGAGCGCCAGCGAACACACGCACUUUAAGAACAUCCCCAUCGGCUUCUGGUGGGCCGUGGUAACCAUGACGACGCUGGGCUACGGGGACAUGUACCCGCAGACGUGGUCCGGCAUGCUGGUGGGGGCGCUGUGCGCGCUGGCGGGCGUGCUCACCAUCGCCAUGCCCGUGCCGGUCAUCGUGAACAAUUUCGGCAUGUACUACUCCUUAGCAAUGGCUAAGCAGAAACUACCAAAGAAAAAAAAGAAGCAUAUUCCUCGGCCGCCGCAGCUGGGAUCUCCCAAUUAUUGUAAAUCAGUCGUAAACUCUCCACACCACAGUACUCAGAGUGACACAUGUCCGCUGGCCCAGGAAGAAAUUUUAGAAAUUAACAGAGCAGAUUCCAAACUGAAUGGGGAGGUGGCGAAGGCCGCGCUGGCGAACGAAGACUGCCCCCACAUAGACCAGGCUCUCACUCCCGAUGAGGGCCUGCCCUUUACGCGCUCAGGCACCCGCGAGAGAUACGGACCCUGCUUCCUCUUAUCAACCGGGGAGUACGCGUGCCCACCUGGUGGAGGAAUGAGAAAGGAUCUUUGCAAAGAAAGCCCUGUCAUUGCUAAGUAUAUGCCGACAGAGGCUGUGAGAGUGACUUGACCAGGCGGCUUGGCCCAGGACACUGGUGGCUAUUAAGCAUCUGGGUGGACCUGCAGCCCCUCCUCACCCUCGGACAGAGUAAAUUCACGCCAUGCAGGUUUGCCGGACGAGUCCGAGUGGCCCAGGCAUUGUACUAGGACGGACGUAGCUUUUUCUACGGCCAAAUGGUAACUGACCGUAGAGGAUUUCUUUUCCUUCUUAUCACUUGAUUUAUUUAUUUUUAACAUUUUCUUUUAUUUGGGGAGGGGGAGGCGGAGGGGUUCCUUAGCAUGACUUGCAUGAAGUUCAACAGAAACCCAGCAAACCAAACCCACCAACCCUCCCAACCCCCUGCAACUGUAUGAUCACCUUAAGCAACAACAAUAACGGAAAGGUGGAAAGUCCUCAAGUUUCUUUCAAAACUCUUUACUUUAACACACAUUGUUGGAGCCAAACUGUUAACUGUGUUCCGUAGAAUCCUGUACGUUUCUGAGGGCGGGGGCGAGGGAGGAGGGCCAGGGAGUGGGGCGGACUGCUUCUCUUUUUGUACUCACGCUGGAGAGCCAAGGUUCCAGAAAGGGCAGUUGGUCAGUCAUCGGUCACAUUGACCUCACCUUCAUAGCUCAUCUCUCCCGCGGAAACCGAGAACUUUGCUCCAAGUAGAAUUGUGGAAGCCCGCACUGCCGCCUCCCUCCCUCUCUGGCAUGCUUGUGAUCCAGCGGAUGUCUCCCCAAGACCCCUGACAGCGGCUAGCCUAGGUUGAGUCUCUCCUCUUCCCGGUGUGUAGAUGCAAUGUGACAGUUUCAUAACAAAUUGUUCAUAGGAAAUCAUCACCACUGUGUGGAUUUUCCAAGUGUUACUUUCAUACCAGGCUGUAGAGCACCAACAGAUCAGGACCACGGGAGGAGCGGCCUCCUCCAGCUUUAACUAAGGCACAACCUGGCACUGUAUGCAACUUAGUACUUCAGAGUAAAAACCUGCAUGCCCAAUGUUAUGGAAAGCGAUUCUAGCAUGAAAUAAAUUUUGCAUCAUGGUUUCUGUAUAGUCUAAAGCAGAUUUGUUUUCCUGAAGCAAUUGGAGGUUUGCAGAGACACACUUCUGCAUCUCGAAUAAAUAUAGUAUUUUCCCAACUGAAAC